Molecule: messenger RNA, 1668 nt
Organism: Paramecium sonneborni
Lineage: Eukaryota; Ciliophora; Oligohymenophorea; Peniculida; Parameciidae
Source: the annotation of a GenBank genome assembly
UAUGAUUUAGUUGAGACCUUAAAUUUCACUAAAAAUAGAUAGAAUAUCUAAAGAUGGUAUAUGCAUAAGAAUAUUUGGAUGGUUUCUCUUUUAUGUCAUUUUGUAAAUAAUGAUGAUAAACUCUAAAGCAAAAUAUUAACAUAAUGAAGUUAAAUUAAAACAAGAAGAUGGUCAAAUGCAAUAACCUAGUUUAAAUGUUGUCAAUGCCACUAGCAUGAAUGUAUUCCUCAUUCAAAAUAUAAUUGAAGUAGAAGUUUAUCUUAAUGUGAUAAUUUAGAAAGUAAUUAAACAUUUUAUUUUUAGAGCGAGUUUUAUGAAUCUGUAAAAUAAGUUAUUGAUGAUCAUAAAAUACUUAAUGAUAUGACUUAUAAUUUAAUUGUCCAUUCAGAGAAUUAAACUCUUGUACUCGAUGAAACUCAUUAAACUUCAUUAAAAUGCAAAAUAAUAAGUGAUUUAAUUAAAUGUAGUGGCUAUCUUGAAUCCAUUACUAAUAAUGGUUAUAAGGAUCUUUAUUUUUAAUUAAUAAUAUCCCAUCCUAAUGCCUCCAUUAUUUAAUCCCAAAGUUUAAAUUUGCUUUAUGAGAAUAAUCAAUAUUACAACAGAAUCUUGUUUUUUUAGGUAAUUCAUAUAUUGUAAUUAUUUAGGUUCUAUUUUUAUUUUUGAUAUUAUAUGGAAUUUAUUACUUUUUUAGUAAUUUAAGUGAUUAUCCUAAAUAAAGUUGGCCAAAAAUGUAUUCUUAUUUUCAUGUAUUAUUAGACAUUAAUGGUUAUCAGUAUUAUUAAUAGAAAUGAUACUUUAUAAUUUCCCAAUCCUCUUAAUUAGAAAUCAAUAUAGCUUAUUUGUUCAUUAUUACUAAAAUUUAGUAGAAUUGUUCAUUUAAUCUGGAUUGUUUUAUUUUUGGUUGUCAAUUUUUGAAUUAGAAUAAACUUAAGCUUCUGACAAUGAUAAAACAAUCACUUUAAAUAAAUUUAGUAUUUGGAAUUUACUUAAAUUGCUUUUAGUUAUUUUAUAUACAGUUCCUUAAGCAAUUAUGGAUACAUUUAUAUUUAUAAUGUAAGAAGAAUUAGUGUAAUAUGACCCUAAAGUUGAAAUUCCUUUUUAUAAUUAAUACCUUAAAUUUAUAAUUUUAAGUUUAACAGGAUAUUCUUUAUGUUUUGUGUUUCUUUUAUACAAAUCAUUUAAUUAAAAAGAUAAAGCUAUUUUAAUAACAGAACCUCCAAUAAUUGAAAAUGAGAUAUAACAUGAUCCAUUUUAUGAAGGUUAAUAAAUAAAAGAACAAGAAGGUUUAGGAGAGAUUAGGAAUUAUCAAUUGCUACAUAUUUUAUCAACAAUUUGUUUUUCUGCUUUAGUUUAUUAUUAAUUAGUAACAAUAUUAGAACCAGGUGAACUUACAAGUUCUAGUACAAUUAAUGAAUGGGCCUUAAUAAAUAUAUAUUUAUGUAUGAUUGUACAAUUGUAUAUGCCUUACAAUCAACCAUAUGAUGAUGAAUAGCAAAAAUAGAUGUAUGGAGAAGUAGAGAUGGAUGAUCUUAAUAUGUAUUAUUGUUUAAUAUUAUUUUUAGUAAAAGUACUAGAGUUAAACAUAAACGAUUGGCAAACAGAAAGUUUUAUACAAAAUAGAAAGAUGAGGAACCGAGUUAAGAAGAUGAUAUUUAAAUAUGAGUAGAU